AUGUUCUACAACCGCAACCAACCAAACACCUUCCGUGUCGAAGUGGUCUUCAGCAAAUCUGAAUUUCCCUAUGGACUCGCGUCGUUAGAGGUUUCUGAAUUGGACUGCGUUGAUAAAUUGCGCGCUUGUGCGAAAAAACUUUUCUCGUACGAUGAUUUCUCGUUGUUCAUCAUCAUUAGUCGUGGAAUCUAUGAAGAGCUUGUUGAUGGAUCCCGUUUCGUCAAUUUCUAUUUGAAACCUCGCGUUAAUUUUCGAGGAAAAGUUCGUGGGGAUAUUCAUCUUCGCGUUGUGGAGAGCAAGGACCGUGAAGACUUCAUAAAGGCUCAUUCGAUUCCAAUGCCAUGGAAACCAGUGAGCGAUCUCAUUAGUUUCGACUCCUUCAAUGAACGGCCUUACUUCGACGAUUUGGAUUUGAGCGAAUUGAAGAUGGAGUUGGAUACUCAUGCCAAGAUGCUUCGUUAUGAAAUGUCGCAGAAAUUCAAGACUAAAAACUAUGAUUUGUUGAAGCGAUUGGCUGCUGUCGAGAAGACUACCAAGUCUUUGGAGAACAAGUUUUCAAAAAAUAAUUCAUCGGAAAAACUCGAGGCUCAUGAUGCAAUUUGCGACAUCUGCAAUAAGGAUAUCGUUGGACACCGUUUCAAAUGUCUUGUUUGCGCUGAUUAUGAUCUUUGCCAAUGCUGUGAGCGUCAGGGAAAACACGCUGAGCACGCAAUGAUGCGUAUGGUUUCAAAGAACACCCUAAUCCCAGAGAAAAUUAAGAUUGCUGCUCAAAUGUCAAGAGACAACAAACAGCCAACUGCAUCCAAGUCGAAGUCUAAAAUUGGAAACGUUUUCUUUGAUCCUAUUGCGAUGGAAAAUAAGUUCCAAUUUCUCACAAAAGAAUGCCAAAAGUUGGAGAAAUUCAUGAGACAUGAUAACGGUUUUCCUGCCGAGAAACCAGCCAAUCAGGAAGAUGCCAAAGCCGCAGACCAAUCAAAUAAUGUUACAAACCAUCCACAAAUCAACAUGCAAUUUUUCCCUCUCAAUGAUCGCGAAGAAGUGACAAAGAAGAUUAUUAAGAAUAUGCGUCUUGCGGACAAGCCUGCUAAGAUUGCGAAACCAAAGAAUUUCAAAGUCGGAAAGAACCCGAAGACGACCGACACUGUACCAAGCGAAAUGAUUGUUAGAUCCGGUCCUGCUGGUUACAUGGCAAGACAAGACAAAACGCCACCAUACCGCACACCAAGUCUCGCAUCAAGCUUUGAAACCUUGGAAUUUACUGACGACGAUUUCUCUUCUGACGAAGAAGUAACGAAUGAUUACUCUUGGUCAAGUCUUUAUCAAAAAGUGUCGGGCAACUACCAGAAGGCUCCUACUGUUGAUGUCAUUUCUGUUGAGGAAGAGGAAAAAGUUCACACCGCAUGCCCUCCGACUCCAGAUGUCAUUAUUGUCGAAAACGCAGAACUUCCUCCACCUUCAGAAGUUGUUAUCGAUGAUGGUAUUCACACCGCUUGUCCUCCAACUCCGGAGCCCGAACAGCCGGUUAAGGAUGACAUUGACUCGGUUGCCUCCGCUUUGCUCGAAAUGGGAUUCCAGUUCACCGAGAUUCAACGCGCCCUCACCGUCGUUGGAUGCGAUUUGGACAAGAUGAUCAUCCACUUGCUUCAGAACAACUAA
Caenorhabditis bovis is the source of this 1656-nucleotide messenger RNA. NCBI's taxonomy places the organism in Eukaryota, Metazoa, Nematoda, Chromadorea, Rhabditida, Rhabditidae. The record is from the annotation of a GenBank genome assembly.